UGAGGGGCGCCGUUUUUUAGGCGUAGGUUUUGUAGUUUUUGUUCCAGCUCAAAUGCCGCAAGGUGGAGCGUCGCAGGGGUAGAACAAGAGAGAGAUCGUCAAUGGAAUUACAGGAGAGUCUGUGAUUUUGUUGCUGGAAUGACCAAUUGAGCUUCCGAAUGGGAAUGGCCGAUUUGGCUGUAACCGGCCGUUUUACGGUCAUGAGGUGAACCGCCGGAUAGAUGAUGGCUGGAGGAGAUGGAAUCCUCGCAGAGAUAUUGGAGCUCCCUCGAGAAGAUCGGCAGAUGAAGAGCAAAGGAGAUUGGAUAUAGGAAGGCCAUGGAAUGGACAAUCCCGAUUUCAGGCAACGAAGGGAACCAGUGAGCUUCAGGCAAUGGAGGUCAGACCAUUUGUUCAAAUUGAAAGUAAAACUUUUGCUUUGACUUGGUAAACUCCGAAUUACGCAUUAGCCAAAACAAAAACAAUCAAAGUUGUUAUAUUCUUUUGGGUAUUGAGGGGUUAAUUUGGCUGUGUGACUCUCUUAGUCAAAUCCAAUCUGAGAAUAUGUGUACUUUCACGAGAUAUGAAGGUUCCAGUAAAAUUCAACUAUUUUAUGGGAGAAAUCAUUUUGGUGGAUAUAUUACUUUGGUUGAUAUGGGCAUUAAAGGAAGAAAUACUUUAGUCAUUCCUGAAGGACGGAAUGGAAAAGGGAUUUCUCUUUUUCUAACGGGGAUUAAAAGAGCAACCGCUUCAUUAAAGGAAUUUGUUACCAAGCAACCAACAUUUGGGCAUGAUUCAGGGGAGGUGUCGGAUUCACAUAUCCUUGAGUUUGAUUUUCUGUUAAAUGGGGAUAAUAUUCACUCUGGAGAGUAUGAUUUUUCCAUUUCGAGCGCUUUAUUUCAAGUCGAUAUAGAGCAUAUAACUUCUUUGGAGAGGGUGGUCGUAGGGGCUGAUGUGGAAGUCUUUGAGGAGGCGAUCAUUGAAAAUGUUCGCGAUGAGGAGGUAGUUAUUGAUAUUAUUCCUCGCCAGGUCUCUUUCCCAUAUCAGAAUAAGAUAUUUAUUUUUUUUGAGGGUGUUUCUCAAGCUAAAGAUAUUGAUAAUAUACUUGAAACUACUCCUUUUCGAGUUUCUUAUUCACCUCACUCCGAACUAUUAGUGGAUGGAUUAGUUUCUCCUCAGACAGUAGUUUUGGAACCUAAUGCUUCGGGUGGUAACAAUCUUGAAGUUACGCCUGUUCAAAUGACACUUUCUGAUCGUGAGCUACUUGACCGCGUUGCUGAUGCUGAAUGGGACUCAGCCUGUUCUAGAUUGCUACCUCGACGCAGUGCCCGUCUCAAGGCUAAAAAAAUUGGCUGAAACAUAGGGUCAUUUCUGCUUACAGGAUUAGCUUUUGGAUAUUUUGGGGACUUCAUCUCUUUUGGGUAACUCAGUACAUCUCAACGAGGAGCUAAGCGUUUUACUUUGGGGAUUUGCAGGGCCUUUUUGGAUUAUUCACUCAUUUGCGUUCUUGUUUCUUUUUUCAUCUUUAUGUACUCUUCUUAUUUACUUUUAAUAAAAUUCUGCUUAUUCAAAAAAAAACUCUUUCCCUUUCAUUCUAAAAAGAAAACAAAAAAAAGAUAAUAAAGUCAUUGACCAAUGCAAAGAUAUAUUCAUUUUGGAUGUAUAUCAUUUUGGAUAUCAAAUAUCAUUCCCUUGAUCUACUUUUAGCUUUUGCCUUAGAAUCACUUAAAUUAAGCAAAAGCAUUACUUGAAGCUGGGGUUUUGCAGGAUCUGGGAAUAGAGUUUUCUGCCAGACUGGCAAUAACCAGAACAUGUAUGUUGGGUGUUACGUGUAGUAAAGAACAUGAUGUUAGCUAGUGCGAUGAAUGCUUAAUAGAGAUUUUAUUCCGACGGGUAAUAUGUAGUGAAGAACUUGACAUGGCA
This is a messenger RNA of Cuscuta epithymum, 1902 nucleotides long. The record is from the annotation of a GenBank genome assembly. NCBI's taxonomy places the organism in Eukaryota, Viridiplantae, Streptophyta, Magnoliopsida, Solanales, Convolvulaceae.